This is a messenger RNA of Protopolystoma xenopodis, 360 nucleotides long. Lineage: Eukaryota; Metazoa; Platyhelminthes; Monogenea; Polystomatidea; Polystomatidae. The record is from the annotation of a GenBank genome assembly.
AUGAUAUCUUGCUCUGAUGAUCUUCGUCAUAUGACGGAUGAAAGCUUAGCACCUUUUCUCUGGAAUCGAAGGAGAUUAGCUCGGAAACAGCGUCAGCAUGAAUAUUCCAGUAAAGCCAAUCGACAGCUGGUCAAGAGGAAUCAGGCGUCGUCUUCUGGUGGAACCGACCUUCAAAUCUCUUCACCCAACACUUUCACUCGAAAUGGUAUUAGAGAUAGAAACAGGAUAGACGCGGCGGCGAUUGGAGCUAGUGGGCUGACAGUAGUUUUUUAUAAAAUACGUGGUCCAUGUGGCAAAGGCCUGACUAUGACACUUACUCAUAGGCUUGAGCCUCGAAUUAGUCACCCAGACGCAAGGUAG